AUGGUAACAGCCACUCGCUCAUUGCUUGGCAGGGAAAGAAGAGGCCAGAGGGAAGACCAGCAGAGGGUGUUUUACAACAUCUUGCCAAGAGCGCAUUUUCUCCAGCCAAAUAGAGAAUCAAGUGCUUUUUCACCCUAUGCUAAUGACUUCUGCUUGAAUGGUAGAGAUCCCAAGAACAUUGCUGAGUCCCUCAGGAGCAGUCGUAAGCUGCACCCGCUGACACAGCCGGGCUUCUACAGUCCAAAAAUCCCACGAUCAAAACACUGUGAAGCUGCACAGUCCACAAAAAAAUCUUCUUCUACAAACAACUUGAAGGAGUUCUUUGCUCACACCUUGCCUCUGCUGUGCUCCAAAACGGCUGUUCUCAAAACCAGCCCUUUGUGUUCCAAACCACAAAAAGUUAAAACUUUUGUGGUGGAAAAGCCUCCUUUGAUGAGAGCUGUGGUUUCUCAGACUUCACCAACCUCAAAUCAACCGGACAAAGAGCACUUCAGCCAACUCCAUCUAAGAGAGGACUGUCUCCCAAUAGAACCCAAUAGAAAACCUCCUAGAUAUGACCAACCUGUCUGGAGUCAGAGCCAGAAUUUAUUCACUGAGGAUAUUUCUACCAAGGAUCAUCUUUCUAUUAACACAGUACAUCUGUUCCCUGAACGCCAGUCUAGAGCAGACCAGCCUGCAACGCUUUGUCCCAAACUGGAAAAGGCAAAUCAUGAGAGAUUUAACUUGAGUGUUGACACUGACAUUAAACCAUCUCAGGGUGACCCUGACCGGUCAUGUCAACCUCAAACCAGCCCAGCUAAACCUGACUGCAGCCCAAAACAAAAGAAGACACAGUACACACAACAUAGAGAAACCGGUGAUGUUAGAAACACUGAGCACAACCGUGUAAAAAGUCAGGUGAAUGUGAACUCAAAGAAUGUGUUUGGUCAGCCUCGAGUGAUCGCAUCACUGCGAGCAGCAUGUUCCCCGCGGCCUGUUCGCAAGAGCACAGUGGUGGAGGACUUGAAAAAACUCAUUGUGAUGGACGACACACAGGACAGCGCUCAGGGUGAUUCAUCACCUCAACAAAAAGAGGCGGGGCUUUGCAGCAGUUUGCGAAUGUCAGGUUCAUGCCCAAGUCAAUCAUUAUUCAGUCAAGCUUACCAAUCAAACCCAGAGUCUCCCGCACUCACACCCAUCCAUCUCCACCUGCAAACACGUCAAACAGAAUGUGGAGGAUCGCCUGAGCAGGCUGAAUCUGACCUGUGGGACAGAGACCAGCAUCCUGAUCCUGAACUCAUGUCCCUGCCAAGCACAGCCUGUGAUCUCGACUGGAAUAGUUUAGUUCAAGCAGCCUGA
Molecule: messenger RNA, 1338 nt
Organism: Sinocyclocheilus rhinocerous
Lineage: Eukaryota; Metazoa; Chordata; Actinopteri; Cypriniformes; Cyprinidae
Exons: 6
Coding region: 1-1338 (445 amino acids)
Source: RefSeq, a predicted model, not a curated record